GUUUCCAACCGCGUCCAUCGCAACCAGUCGAGGUUGAUUGUGCCACCGAACCUUGUCUUCUUCGUUCCUUUCGCCACACGGAGCUCUGCUGCAGUUCUUGAGGCAAUCAGUCUGCGAACCUUUUUCGCGAGAACGAUUAGGACUCAGGACGAACGCGCUUCGUAUUCGUAAUCUCAGGCUUGGAUUUUUCUCACACGGGUCACAGGAUCUAGACCCCAAAUCAUCUCAACAACCAGGAAAUCUUCGCAAUUGACUGCUACGGACUCUUCAAGUCGUCCAGCUGUUCUUGUCCGUUCAGCUCGUCUUCCGGCAGGCUUCUUGACUCGCUCUAGUAUUGCCUUCCCGUCCGACGGCUUUCUCCUAGUGCCGGCCAGCUCACAGCCAAGCGCUCCUAUUGAGCAGGCUGUUCAAGGUAUUCUUCACUAAAGGCGAUGGCCCUCAGCACCGCAGCGCGUUUUGCAUUCCCCGCGCUACCUACACCGCCAUCGUGGUACCCGGGCCACAUGGCCCAGUUCCAGAAUAUGCUGCCCACGCUGUUGUCGAGCACGGACAUCGUGCUUGAGCUGCGCGAUGCGAGGUUGCCGCUUACGAGUAUUAAUAGGACGUUUGAAGGUGCUCUUCAGAAGUGGCGCACAGAACGUGUACGGCUUUCUACACAGGCAUCUGUCGUCUCGCCAACGGCCGCCGCUCGAGUAUGUGAGCGUAUUGUGGUGUUUACGAAGCGCGAUCUCGUACAAGAAUGGGGAAUUGAUCCAUUCUGUCGAGCGAUGGAGGCAAAGUUCCCCGACCAGAGGGUUAUGUUCGCCUCUUGGAAUACGCGGACAGAUCUUGUGUCUCUGAACAAGACGCUCGUAAACAUAGCGAAGAAACAUUCGCAUAUGCCGGAGCUCAACGUCCUGGUAGUUGGUAUGCCUAACGUCGGCAAGUCGACGUUGUUGAACGCACUAAGAAACGUCGGUAUUCAAGGGCCAACUCCCAAAGCUAUGCGUACCUCUCCACAACCGGGCCUCACUCGAGCGCUCUCUACGCGCCUGAAGCUUUCGCUAGAUCCUCUACUCUAUGCUUUCGAUACACCUGGAAUUAUGCUGCCUUUCCUAGGCCGCGGAGAAAGAGGCGCCGAGCGGGGCAUCAAGCUUGCUCUGAUUGCGGGCAUCAAAGAGGGUCUAUACGACAUCGAAGACCUGGCGGCUUACCUCCUCUAUCGACUGAAUGUUCUCAACCCAGAAUCGCCUGCAUACCUCUCUAUCCUCCCACCCGGCACCCCGCCACAGACGUCGAUCCAUGAACUACUCCCAAUCCUCGCUAAACGGCUUGGAAUGCUCAAGCGGGAAGGUAGACUCGAUACGAGUCGGGCGGGUGUCUGGUUCGUCAAGUGGUGGAGGGAUAAGGGCAAGGACGUCUACCCGGAUUCACCGUUCCCUUCUUUGGGGCUGGAUGAUUCGACGUUGGCAGGGUUGGAGAGCGGAGAUUCUGUGGAGAGAAUAGCUGAGGAUCAGCAGGGAAGUGAGGUCGGAAGGGAGCAUGGAGGCCAGAGGCGGAUUGGAUGGGGGUUCGAUCUGGAGUGGGACUUCGAUCCUGCAGUUGACCCGUCUCUAUCGUUGUCUACAUCGCCUCCGGAACCAAUACCCGCAUUAUCAUCAUACGCUGCGACUCAUGUGCCCGAGACUUUAACUGAGCUCACACCAGAACCCGUACCCAUCUCGCCACCACCGCAUUCUGCUCCACAGCCUCAGCUUCCUUUGUCGGAUCCAGUGAAACUACGAGACGAUCAAGAGCUGUAUGUUCAGCGGAAGAUGGAGGAAUGUAUUGAUGCGUAUAUGUUGGCGGAGAAGGACGAACAUGUCACGGAAAGUGUGACGCAGGAGAAGAAGCGGGUUAGGGAAGAGGAUAUGAAAAAGAGGAAGGAGAAGAGUUUGAGGCGAUUGGCUAAUAAGAAAGGUGGUGGGAGGGGCAUGCAUUGAUCGUCGGAUUGGUGGGAGAGGAUUGAUGGCGAGUUUACGUUGGUGUGGAUGGGAGGUGUUUUGGUGGGGUCGAUGAGGGAUAGUGGUGGGACCAGAGUGGCUCUAUGGCCUAGCGAUCGAGCGAGCGCGGCCGAUGGGUCCUGGUAGUUGUUUCUGGUUAACAUUGAUCCAGAAAACCGAGUGCUCUUGACUACUACGUCCCGAUUUUCCGCGCUGUUCAUUGUCGAUGUCCUCGACUAGGCCGUGUUUUUUUUUGACAUAUAAGUACCCUAUUCAUGCGCAUCAUCAAUAAUGCUUUCUGCCCGCAGAAUUCUAUGUUCCACAUCAAUGU
Messenger RNA from Stereum hirsutum FP-91666 SS1, 2292 nucleotides. Its product is annotated as P-loop containing nucleoside triphosphate hydrolase protein. The transcript has 9 exons. NCBI's taxonomy places the organism in Eukaryota, Fungi, Basidiomycota, Agaricomycetes, Russulales, Stereaceae. Gene Ontology annotation, molecular function: GTPase activity; GTP binding. Gene Ontology annotation, cellular component: mitochondrion. The record is from RefSeq and is a predicted model, not a curated record. Bases 432 to 1961 code for a protein of 509 amino acids.